Molecule: messenger RNA, 1359 nt
Organism: Rotaria sp. Silwood1
Lineage: Eukaryota; Metazoa; Rotifera; Eurotatoria; Philodinida; Philodinidae
Source: the annotation of a GenBank genome assembly
AUGCAAUUACGACGAGAUCGAUUAACAUAUUUUUCCUUUAUAAUAAUUUUUUGUAUUAUUUUUUUAUUUUAUCAAUAUCAAUAUGCAUCGAAUGAUUCAUCACGAAUAGUACCAUUUAUAUCAACAAUAAUUAAAAAUGAAAAGUUUAAAAUUUUACCUAAUGAAUAUUCAACAAUAUGGUUUAAAGAAAAUUGUUUUCAAAUAAAAAGUUCACAUAAGUUUGCAGUAGAUAAUAUUCCAAAUUAUUUAAAUAAAGCUCGUUUAUCAACGAAUCAAAUCUGCCAAGAUUUUGUUAAAAAAUUUGAUGCAUUAUUUCGUCUUGAAGAAAUUCAUGGUUCAUUGAAACUAUCACCAAUUUAUUUAAAGAAAAUUAAGCAAUAUUUUAAUAACAAUGAUGCACUUAUCGAACAAAUAAAAAAUCAACGUAUAAUUAAAAUUUACAAUCGACACACACAUGAAGAGAUGCUAUAUAAUUAUAUGCGAAGCCAACGUCCACAAACUAAAAGCGAACAAUCUGCCGAAAGCUAUACGUCAAAAUUGAUGGAAGAAAGCAAGAAAAACUGUGAUUUUUGUGGAAAAAACUAUCUUAAUUCAACAGCUGAAGAUUCAUUUGGACGUCUUGAACGUACUCUUUCAUAUACUGCAGCAAACACCUUUAAAUAUGAUCAUUGGCAUACAUUGAUUGUAUCACGUAAUCAUGAUACAUUACAUUUAACAGAGGAUGAAAUUGGUGAUAUGUUUGAAUUAGCAAAAGAAUGGUUUCAAAAAGCUUAUGCAAUUGAACAAACAUAUACAUGUCCAGAAAUGAUAUGGGAUGCUAUGCCGAAAAGUGGUGCAUCACAAAUGCAUACACAUCUUCAAGUUAGUUUAGGUUUUGAUAUUUAUUAUGGAAAUAUUGAACGAAUACGACAAGGUGCUCGUCUUUAUGCACAAAUAAAUAAUGGAAGAAAUUAUUUUAAUGAUUAUCUCUAUGUUCAUCAAGCAUUAGGGUUAACAAUACCAAUUGGAAAUGUUCAUAUAAUUGCUCAUCUGACACCAAUUAAAGAUCUUGAAAUAAUGAUUGUUGGUGAAAAACUUGAAAAAGAUUUUUAUAAAGCAUUACAUUUAAUUUUUCGAACUUUUGUUGAUGAUCUUAAUGAAUACAGUUUUAGUUUCGGAAUGCAUUUGCCACCAAUGAAUGAAUCAAGUUCAAGUGGUCAUGAAUUGCCUGUUAGCUGUCGUCUUGUUUUUCGAAAUCCUGUCACCAAUUUACGAGCAGAUAUGAAUGGACUGGAUUUAUAUACGAGUUCUGUGAUUGGUAAAGAUCGUUAUGUGCUGUAUCGACAAUUAAAAGAAGGUAUAACUAAACGUCAAAACUAA